GACUUUCGAUGCUCGGAAUGAGUCGGAAUAGCUCGGAAUGCCCCGACUUGCGGUUGUGAGACGCGCGCCAAUCAUGAGCUACGGACCACCACCUGCUAUCAUGGCAUGACUGCCUGCUUCGUUCCCGAACCACUUUUCCGAUAUAAUAAAGGCGACUUGCCUCUUGGAUCUCAUAGACAUCGCAGCGCCUGUUAAAGAGCGAAGCUAUCUUAUCCGUAAUCAGUCUUGAUGGCAUCCGCGGCCGAUACUGCGAGGAGUGGACAUGCAACCCCAAGCGGAGCACUCGAAGCUGCAAAACAACGAUUCGCAAAGAAAAACCAACUGGACCUUGUCCGGUUUACAAAUUCCGGCACAGAGGCGAACUUGCAUGCUAUCCAGGGCGCUCGGCGUUUUACUGGAAAGAAAAAGGUUGUCGUGUUCUCGGGCGGAUACCACGGAGGGUGCUAUCUCUUUCCCGAUAACCACCCCGCAGAGAACUGUGUCGACAAGGACGAUUGGAUCGUUGCAGAGUUCAAUGACAUUGAGGAUGCGAAGAGGAAGAUUGAAGAGUCUGAAGAUGUUGCUGCGGUAUUGGUCGAGGGUAUGCAAGGUCGAGGGCCAUAUCUUGUCGGCACCCAUGAUUUCCUGCAGCAGGUCCAAUCGUCGGCAAAGAAAGAUGGUGCCGUGUUCAUUCUGGAUGAGGUGCAGACAAGCCGCCUGUCACCAGGGAGACUGCAAGAGCUCGAAAACUUGACGCCCGACAUUACCACUUUAGGUAAAUUUCUGGGUGGCGGGAUCACGUUCGGCGCCUUUGGAGGACGAGCAGACAUCAUGCGGGGUUAUGAUCCGCGAGAGAAGAACUCGCUAGGAAACUCGGGCACAUUCAACAAUAACACACUCGGCAUGACUGCAGGGUAUACUGGUUUGGCGCAAGUGUACGCGGCUCAAGUGAGUCGUGAGUUCAACGUCAUGGGCGAUCAAUUCCGCCAGCGUCUCCCGAGCCUUUCACAUGGUACGAAAAUGACCGUCACUGAUCUAGGAACGAUCCUGGGCAUUCACUUCUUACACGACGGCAAAAAGGAAUUGAAGAACUACCAGGAUCGCCUCGAGAAUAGAGACUUGAGCAUGCUGUUUUGGAUUGAAAUGAUGGAAGACGGCUUCUGGAUCUCGCAGCAGGGAAGUCUUGCAGUGAUAUUAGGAACAAUUUGGGUGGAGCUUGAAAAGUUUGUUAACAGCGUUGAGAAGUUUCUGCAGAGACACGCAAGUCUAUUGGAGGUACGAAUGGUCGGGGAAGAGAGUAGGCUGUAAUCAGACAUGUACAUGUAUCUAUCCAAGGUAUUAGUGAAGCAGAUAUACGCAAGUGUGCAGCGGG
This is a messenger RNA of Bipolaris sorokiniana ND90Pr, 1351 nucleotides long. RefSeq lists its product as uncharacterized. The transcript has 2 exons. Gene Ontology annotation, molecular function: pyridoxal phosphate binding; transaminase activity. The record is from RefSeq and is a predicted model, not a curated record. Lineage: Eukaryota; Fungi; Ascomycota; Dothideomycetes; Pleosporales; Pleosporaceae. The coding region runs from base 229 to 1287 and encodes 352 amino acids.